Messenger RNA from Pelmatolapia mariae (spotted tilapia), 1709 nucleotides. RefSeq names its product T-box transcription factor 1 (gene tbx1). NCBI's taxonomy places the organism in Eukaryota, Metazoa, Chordata, Actinopteri, Cichliformes, Cichlidae. The transcript has 8 exons. Gene Ontology annotation, biological process: cell fate specification; positive regulation of DNA-templated transcription; regulation of transcription by RNA polymerase II. Gene Ontology annotation, molecular function: RNA polymerase II cis-regulatory region sequence-specific DNA binding; DNA-binding transcription factor activity, RNA polymerase II-specific. The record is from RefSeq and is a predicted model, not a curated record. Bases 25 to 1581 code for a protein of 518 amino acids. Gene Ontology annotation, cellular component: nucleus.
UUUUAACGACUCGAUCUCUUGCCUAUGGACGACGGCGGUCCCCUCUCUCCAAAGGCAAAUGCUUUCAGUAUUGCCUCUCUGAUUUCGGCUGCAGAGCAAACAGGAAACGCAGCGUUUGAAAAACACGGCACCGGCCUGGACAAGCCAGACCUGCAUAACCACGGCUCCUUUAAAAUGCACUACAGCACUGUCACCCGGGAAAUGGAAGCCAUAUCCAGUCCGUGGCUGACGCAGCUGUCCCAUUUUUGCGAUGUUGCAGCCUUCACGACGAGCAGCCUGAGCAGCCUCAACACGCCGGGGGGCUACCACCUCUCUCCGUCCCCCGGGGACCCCUACAGCCAGCAUGAGUCCCAUUUCGAGCCCUGCCCGGCCGCCCAACACAACUACAACUAUCCGGGAUCCAACCCGGGCCAGGCCCCGUCGAACGACAACGGGACCGCCAACUGCUCCUCGUCGUCCUCAAACUCUACGCCGAACAGCAAAACUAUAGUGAAGAAGAACCCGAAAGUUGCCAACAUUAACGUUCAGCUGGAGAUGAAAGCUUUAUGGGAUGAAUUUAACCAGCUAGGCACGGAGAUGAUCGUCACCAAGGCCGGCAGGAGAAUGUUUCCAACUUUCCAAGUGAAAAUAUUUGGGAUGGAUCCCAUGGCAGACUACAUGCUCCUGAUGGACUUCCUGCCUGUAGAUGACAAACGUUACAGGUAUGCUUUCCACAGCUCGUCGUGGCUGGUGGCAGGCAAAGCUGAUCCCGCCACACCGGGCAGAGUCCAUUACCACCCAGACUCUCCGGCCAAAGGCGCACAGUGGAUGAAGCAGAUCGUCUCAUUUGAUAAACUAAAGUUAACUAACAACCUUCUGGAUGACAACGGACAUAUCAUUCUGAACUCCAUGCACCGCUACCAGCCCAGAUUUCAUGUGGUUUAUGUGGAUCCCCGGAAGGACAGCGAGAAAUACGCAGAGGAGAAUUACAAAACCUUUGUUUUUGAGGAAACCCGCUUCACAGCGGUCACAGCGUACCAGAACCACAGGAUCACACAGCUGAAGAUAGCCAGUAACCCCUUUGCAAAGGGCUUCAGGGACUGUGACCCAGAGGACUGGCCCAGGAAUCACAGACCAGGCUCUCUGCCAAUAAUGAGUGCCUUUGCCAGAACAAGAAACCCAGUGUCAUCUCCCCCUCAGCAGAACGGCACAGAGAAAGAAGACAGUAGGCGGGAAUAUGAGCGAGACCCCAGCGGCACGCCUAUACACGCAGACCCGGCUCACCAGCUGAUGUCCCGGGUCCUCAGCCCCGCCCUGCCCGUCCCAGGAGGCCUGCACGCCGUCCCGAUCACAAGCGGCCGGCCCAGCCCUCCCCACGACCUUCGGCCAGAUCCCCACCCUCUACCCCCGGACACCCUGCACCACCACCCCUACAAGUACCCCACCACCUAUGAACACUACCUGGGAGCCAAGACCAGGCCGUCACCCUACCCUUUACCUAGUAUCAGAGGACACACAUACCAUCACCACAUGAACCCUGCCACAACUAACAUGUAUUCAGCCACCAGCGGCCCCUCUAACUAUGACUAUGGGCCCAGAUAAUGACUGCUGUCCACCAGGGCUAACAGCAAGCAGCACUGUGGGAAUGGAAACAGACAGGAAACACAAUCCUGCCUGUCGAUGGCUUAAGCAACCUGCAGGGUGCAAUCACGGGCUGAAACUCCUUUCUG